Molecule: messenger RNA, 1484 nt
Organism: Drosophila sulfurigaster albostrigata
Lineage: Eukaryota; Metazoa; Arthropoda; Insecta; Diptera; Drosophilidae
Gene: GC1
Product: mitochondrial glutamate carrier 1
Exons: 6
Coding region: 215-1198 (327 amino acids)
Biological process (GO): malate-aspartate shuttle; aspartate transmembrane transport; L-glutamate transmembrane transport
Molecular function (GO): L-glutamate transmembrane transporter activity; L-aspartate transmembrane transporter activity
Source: RefSeq, a predicted model, not a curated record
GAUUAUACAGUACCCGCCGGCUGCUUGCAGGGAAAGAAUAUUCAGUGCGGAGAUACUUCACGAAUUUAAAGCUUUCGUGGACAUCAGCCCGCACGGUGACGACGACGCGCGUAAAAUUGGUCGUAAACAAAUAAAUAUUUUAAAGCGGUUGUAUAUUAAAACACAAUUGUUCGAACUAAAGUCAAUUCACUGUACUGAAAAUAUAUAAAUAAACAUGGCUGCAAUAACAGAUAGCAAACAACAGAUAGCGGCGAACAAUCCACUUAAGCAGCCUCAACAACAAAAGUUCGCAUUGUUGCCCAAAAUCAUUAACGGCGGCAUUGCUGGUAUUAUUGGAGUAACAUGCGUAUUUCCAUUGGAUUUGGUGAAGACGCGUCUUCAGAAUCAGCAAAUCGGUCCAAAUGGCGAGCGUAUGUACAACAGCAUGUUCGAUUGCUUCCGUAAAACGUAUAAGGCGGAGGGAUAUUUUGGCAUGUACCGCGGUUCGGGCGUCAACAUCUUGCUGAUUACGCCAGAGAAGGCAAUCAAGCUGACUGCGAACGAUUACUUCAGGCACAAGCUAACCACAAAAGACGGAAAACUGCCCAUGACUAGUCAAAUGUUAGCUGGAGGUUUGGCUGGCGCUUUUCAAAUUGUUGUCACCACUCCUAUGGAGUUGUUGAAAAUCCAGAUGCAAGAUGCUGGACGCGUAGCCGCUGCGGCUAAAUUGGCUGGUAAAACCAUAGAGAAGGUGUCGGCCACACAAUUGGCCACACAGCUUGUUAAGGACAAGGGCAUCUUUGGCUUAUACAAGGGUAUUGGUGCUACGGGAUUGCGGGACGUAACGUUCUCGGUCAUUUAUUUCCCAUUGUUUGCCACCCUCAACGAAUUGGGUCCACGGCGAAGCGAUGGCUCUGGGGAGGCGGUAUUCUGGUGCUCUUUCCUGGCUGGUUUGGCUGCAGGUUCGACGGCUGCUCUCGCGGUUAAUCCAUUUGAUGUCAUUAAAACACGAUUACAGGCCAUCAAGAAGGCUGAUGGGGAGAAGGAGUUUAAGGGCAUAGUCGAUUGUAUCACUAAAACUAUGAAACACGAAGGACCCACAGCAUUCUUCAAGGGCGGCCUUUGCCGUAUGAUUGUGAUCGCGCCACUGUUUGGUAUCGCCCAAACCGUAUACUAUUUGGGCGUAGCUGAAGGAUUGUUGGGCACGCAGAAAAAGUAAAGGAUCUUCCAGAUCGAAUCCAAGAGCUUCUUUACUGUUUCUCUGAAUGUUAAAUGUAUUUGUAUGCGUUAAUGCUAUUGUUAUUGUUAAAGCUGUCUUAUUUCAAUGUAUUAAGUUAAAGUCGCGCCCUAGAUAAUUAAUGAAGCUAAUAUACAUAGUAUUAUCCUUUUCUCAAAGUAUGUACAAAGUCAUAUCAAUGUAGGCGAUAAUACAAAUUAUUACAGGCAAUUUAUAAAAAAAAAACAUUUUUCCAAUGACAAUAAGAUUAUGAACAUCAUGUUUAGAA